GGACGGGGCGGGGCGGGGGCUUCUGGGCGCCCCGGCCUGGCUGUGGGGAUAAGGCGGCUGUCCCGGCCUUUGCCCGGCACCGGAACCGGCGGGGGCCAUGGCGCUGCGCGGCGGCGGGCGCUGGGCGCGCCUGGGCUCGGCACUGCGCGGCCGCAGCUCGGGGCUGCGGCACGCCGGGGACACCCCACAGCACCGCGACUUGCGGGAAGCCCUCCGGAAGAUCAUUGACAAGGACAUUAAUCCCUUUGUGGAUAAGUGGGAAGAAGAAGGACAGUUCCCAGCACAUAAAGUGUUUAAAAUCCUGGGACAGGCUGGAUUCCUUGGUGUGGAUAAGCCAAAAGAAUAUGGCGGCAUGGGUUUGGACUUCUCCUAUCAUAUUGCAGUGGCAGAAGAGCUGGGAAAUAUCCAUUGUGGAGGUAUUCCCAUGGCCAUUGGAGUGCAAACUGGCAUGGCUACCCCUGCUCUUGCAAGGUUUGGUUCUCAUGAGUUGAAAAAACAGUUCCUUGUACCAACUGUAGCUGGUGAUUUUGUGGCUUGCUUGGGAGUCAGUGAAGCUGGAGCUGGGUCAGAUGUCGCAAAUAUCAAGACAACGGCUGUGAGAAAGGGUGAUGAAUAUGUCAUAAAUGGUGGUAAGAUGUGGAUUACGUCCGGCAGCCAGGCAGACUGGAUGUGCCUCCUGGCAAACACCAGCGAAGGACCUCCCCAUCAAAAUAAAUCUCUCAUAUGUCUGCCAAUGAAUCUACCUGGCAUUCAUAUUGCUAAAAAGAUCGACAAACUGGGUAUGAGGUCAUCGGACACAGCUCAGAUCUUCUUUGAAGACGUAAGGGUCCCCUGCAAGAACAUCAUCGGUGAGGAAGGAAAGGGUUUCAUGUACCAGAUGUUGCAAUUCCAAGAAGAGCGGCUGUGGGGAGUAGCCAGUGCCCUGACACCAAUGGAAAUGAUUAUACAAGAAACUAUUGACUACACACGGCAGCGGAAGGUGUUUGGCCAGCCUGUCCUGCACAACCAAACCGUGCAUUUCCGCCUGGCUGAGCUGGCAACCGAAGUGGAGCUGCUGCGCUCGCUGCUGCACCGCGCCGUGGCUCUCUAUGUAGAAGGCAACAAUGUGACAAAAUUGGCUUCCAUGGCUAAGCUAAAGUCAGGUCGUCUGGCCCGUGAAGUGACUGACAGCUGUCUCCAGUUUUGGGGAGGAAUGGGAUUCACCAGUGAAGUUCUCGUGAGCAGGCUUUACAGGGACUUGAGACUGAUGUCAAUAGGAGGUGGCACAGAUGAAACCAUGCUUUCCAUCAUAUGCAAAUACAUGGACAUACUUCCAAGAAAGUGACGCAUCUGCACUCUUCCUUGAAAAUUAAGAAAGCAAGAGCAUGACUUGUGCUGCACAGUGAAGGUGACAAGCAGCCACUACACUUCGAGCAGAAAACAGAUCAGUAAUUUUGCCAUCAGAAUGCACAUCAAUGUCUUUCACCAUUACCACUCUGUGCUUUCCAGUGUCAAAUUUUUGUUGAUAUGAAGCACUCUGAAAACUUGUAUUCUGUUUUCUCAGUGGGUUACCUAAGUUUUCCAAUGACCCAUGCUAAUCACACAGAAAAAAAGUAUGUUCUUUAAUCAAGCUUUAUCUACGCUUCAGAGCAUCUAUGCAGACAAUUACGAAACAGAACUUCCAUAUGAAUGGAAGCUAUGUAGCUUAAUUUCAUUUCAGUAUAGCUUUGCUUUCAAGAUGAACAAUCAUGGCACAAAUUAUUCCCUGCCAUAAUGAAACCCCAGAACAGUGCCUUUCCUCUCAAUUACAGGUACCUUCCCUAUCUUUCACUUUUAGCAAGCAAUCAUUAAAAUGAGCUCUGUCAUCUUUGCCAAAUCCGUAUCAAUUUGUACUCCACUCUGUCAUGGACUUUUGGUGAUGGGAGUUGUGUCAAAUUUUUAUUUGCAGAAUUCUACAAACAACUGUUUAAGUGUAUCUGAAGCUUGCGGAGGCCUGAACUUCAGCAGCAAUGUACCAUGUUUUGUGCAUUAGUGUUAAGAAAAAUAUUAAAAAUAAACACAUUAAUAAGAAAA
This is a messenger RNA of Onychostruthus taczanowskii (white-rumped snowfinch), 2052 nucleotides long. RefSeq names its product probable acyl-CoA dehydrogenase 6. Gene Ontology annotation, biological process: fatty acid beta-oxidation using acyl-CoA dehydrogenase. The coding region runs from base 98 to 1324 and encodes 408 amino acids. Gene Ontology annotation, molecular function: acyl-CoA dehydrogenase activity; flavin adenine dinucleotide binding. NCBI's taxonomy places the organism in Eukaryota, Metazoa, Chordata, Aves, Passeriformes, Passeridae. The transcript has 9 exons. The record is from RefSeq and is a predicted model, not a curated record.